Messenger RNA from Indicator indicator, 2691 nucleotides. RefSeq names its product G protein-coupled receptor 155 (gene GPR155). Gene Ontology annotation, biological process: transmembrane transport; intracellular signal transduction. Gene Ontology annotation, cellular component: membrane. The coding region runs from base 90 to 2663 and encodes 857 amino acids. Lineage: Eukaryota; Metazoa; Chordata; Aves; Piciformes; Indicatoridae. The transcript has 16 exons. The record is from RefSeq and is a predicted model, not a curated record.
UGGUCGUAUGCUUGUACAGGGGUGCCUGCUAAAAGCCAAGUAGAUGAGAUCAUUUCACACUCUUGUUUUGAAAGAAGUGGUCAAAGGAAAUGGAUAGCUAUUCUGACUUCAACAGAAACAACCUUUCAUCUUCAGUUAAUAUGUCUAUUUCUUUGCCUGAAGAAGUUGGACUCAAUGCCACCAAUGUUAGUCCAUCUAUGUCAAUAAGCAGGCUUUUUCCAGCCUUGUUAGAAUGCUUUGGAAUAAUUCUUUGUGGAUACAUAGCUGGAAGAGCCAACAUUAUCACAUCAACUCAGGCCAAAGGACUGGGAAAUUUUGUGUCCCGUUUCGCACUCCCAGCUCUGCUGUUCAAAAACAUGGUGGUACUUAAGUUUUCUAACGUGAAUUGGUCCUUCCUGUACAGUAUUUUAGUUGCCAAAGCUGCCGUGUUUUUUUUAGUCUGUGUUUUAACAUUGUUGGUAGCAAGUCCUGAGAAUCGAUUUAGCAAAGCAGGCUUGUACCCUAUUUUUGCUACACAAAGCAAUGACUUUGCACUGGGAUAUCCAAUAGUUGAAGCUUUAUAUCAAACCACUUACCCAGAAUAUCUCCAGUACAUUUACCUAGUGGCUCCAAUAUCUCUGAUGAUGCUAAACCCCCUGGGGUUUAUCUUCUGUGAAAUCCAGAAGUGGAGGGAUAAUCGCACUGUGUCACACAGCAAAAUUAAAAUAGUGGGCCUAGCACUUCUUCGAGUUUUGCAGAACCCAAUUGUGUUCAUGGUCUUCAUAGGAAUUGCCUCAAACUUUAUUCUUGGCCAGAAAAUUCCUGAAUACCUUGAAAACUUCCUUGAUGGACUGGGCAGUUCAUUUUCUGGUUCUGCACUUUUUUACCUUGGACUAACUAUGGUGGGACAAACUAAAAAACUGACAAAGAGUAUGUUUGUUACUCUGAUCCUUCUCAUCACAGCUAAACUACUUAUGAUGCCGUUUCUCUGUAGGGAAAUGGUGGAACUCUUUGACAAGAGUGACAACGUAGUCAACCAUACCAGUUUAUCAAACUAUGCAUUUCUUUAUGGAGUUUUUCCAGCAGCACCUGGUGUCGCAAUAUUUGCAAGUCAAUUUAAUAUGGAAGUGGGAAUUAUUACCUCAGGCAUGGUGAUAAGCACUUUUGUGUCUGCACCUAUUAUGUACGUUUCUGCGUGGCUGUUGACAAUUCCAUUUAUGGACCCCAACCCACUGGCAUCUGCGCUCCAAAAUGUUAGCUUUGACAUAAGUAUUGUCAGUCUCAUUUCUCUGAUCUGGUCUCUUGCUGUUAUUCUUUUGAGUAAGAAAUACAAACAGCUUCCACAUAUGAUUACGACAAAUCUCCUUGUUGCUCAGUUUAUUGCUUGCAUCGGAAUGGUUGUAUGGAACUUCAUUGUUAAAGAGAAGGACAUCACCCUACAGAUCCUAGUAUUUAUAUUCCUCUAUAGCUCACUUUAUAGCACCUACCUGUGGACAGGUUUUCUGUCUUUCUCUUUGUUUCUGUUGAGGAAGAGAGAAACAGUAAAGAUUCCCAUUGGCUUUAUUAUCGUGGCUGGAUGGGGAAUUCCAACACUUAUGGUGGGAAUCUUGCUAAUUUUUGGUGAAUGUAACAACACCAGUAUUGACUCUGCCUUUUUCUAUGGAAAAUAUCAGAUAAUUACCACAGCGGUGAUUCUGUUCACCAGUAUAUUGAUGUCAGGUAUCUCACUUAUGUGCAUGAACAGAACUAGGGAAGAGUCAAGCUAUGAGGUGUUGAACCCAUAUUCACCACGUAGCCAAGUGGAGGAGGUUGAAGUGGAAGGGAGUGAGGGGAAUCAAGUUCCUCAGUCUUCUGUUCCUCAGUCUUCUGCAGGAUCUUCUGCGCAGACUUCUCUAGAAUCUUCUGCACAGCCACCUUCUGAAAGAGGUUGCUGUUCUUGUCAGACAAAAAAUGGUGAAUUAUCCUGUGCUGGAGAAAGCAAAGUGGUGUCAAAUUCUGUUGAAAGCAAGGUUCCCUCAAUUGAAACAGCUGAUCAGUGUGUAAAUCAUUGCAGUGCUCAAACCUGUGUAUUGGCUCAGGAAGAACAGCUUCUACAGACUGGAGACAAACAGCUGGCCAGACAUGUGCUGCUGUGCUUGCUUCUUGUUGUUGGCUUGUUUGCUAAUCUUUCCAGUUGUUUGUGGUGGCUGUUCAACCAAGAGCCUGGAAGGCUGUAUGUGGAAUUGCAAUUCUUCUGUGCUGUGUUUAAUUUUGGUCAGGGUUUCAUUUGCUUUGGUAUUUUUGGCUUAGAUAAGCAUUUAAUCAUUCUACCAUUCAAGCGAAGACUUGAAUUUUUCUGGGGAGGAAGGGAAUCGGCAGGGCAUAGCGAUCCCUCUGUACCUGAGGAAAUAAGGAUGACCUGUCAACAGUUUGUUCGUUAUCAUAGAGAUCACUGUGUCAAAAGUAUUGUCAGAGGCAGAAGGUGUGGUGCAAAGAUCUCCACUGGCAUCUUCUUUGGCUGUGACCUGGUGAACUGGCUCAUGCAAGUUGGCCUUGCCUCUGACCGUGGUGAAGCUGUGGUGUAUGGAGACAGACUGAUGAAAGGAGGCGUCAUCCAGCACAUCACAAAUGAAUUCGAGUUUCGGGAUGAAUAUUUAUAUUACCGCUUUAUUCCGAAGAGAUCAGUUCCAGUUGAGAGUCAUUGACCUGAGCAUGUAGUCAGAGGACAGGCAA